UAAUGGAUAAUCGUGAAAAAUAAUAGACGGCGUCCGGAAAAAAGGAAAGUUUGACGUGCGUGUGUUUUUGUCGAAAUAAUUGAAAUUAAACAAAAUCAAUGUUUUCCGACGAGGAAAUAAAAGAAAGCAGCCUGAUGCGGCCUGGAGAUGAGAUAAUAAGUAUUCGCGAAGUUUGCCUGAUAGACAAGUAUGACAAGAAAUAUUUCGAGCCUUCGAAUUCUAACCCUUCCUUCGGAAGGAAUGAUCUGGAAGCACCUCGUCUGUUCCGAGACGGAUUCUUCCCUGAAGGUGCAGAGCAGGCGAGCUUUGCAUGGACGGAGGAAGAUGGGAUCGCGUCCCUGAUCUCCGAACCCGGUUUCGGCACCACAGGCCAGACGAGCUUCGGAAAAGAUCUGGAUGCUGCACUCAGGAAGGAAAUGAAGGAAGCUGACCGCAUUUCCGUACCGGAAUCAAAAAACGGUUUAACUUUUGAAAGGAAGCCUUGCGUUGAGCCCGAUCUUGUGUCUUCGACUUCUGCUGAAGGGCCCAGUUCAAGCUCUCCGAACCAUUCCAAGGGCCGCGUCGUCUGUAAAGUGGACAAAUCCGAUCCUCGGUCGAGGCUGCAUUACGUGAAGUACGUCAAACGCCAUGGAAGAACCGUGAAGCUGUGGGACUGUGGAAUUUGUGGUCGUGAGUUCCAGCAUCAAUACACGCUGAUGCGUCAUCUGCCAACUCAUACGGACGAGAGGAACUUCCAUUGUGAUACUUGCACCAAGAGCUUCAGGCAGCUCUCCACCCUCAGUCAGCAUCGCGCCAUACAUUCUGCUGCAAGACCUUAUGCAUGCGAAGUAUGCAACAAAACGUUUAACCGUGUGUCCACCCUUAUCUCCCACCGCAAGACGCAUUCCGAGGAGAAACCGUACAAGUGCCACAUCUGUCCCAAAGGAUUCCACCAGAAAGGCAACCUACGUAAUCACCUGUUCACUCACACCAACGAGCGUCCUUACCGGUGCAAUAUUUGUAUGAGGGGCUUCAACCAGCAAUCGAACCUAGUGUGUCAUAAAAAUAAGGCUCAUCCUGAGGAAAACAGCACGACCACAAAUGUUGGUAGAAACAGAACCGGCCCGCGCGUGGCGACUCAACCAGCUGCUGAAACGAAAGCUGAAUCCUCGAGAAUGCAAUCCGAGCAGUGCGAAGUCACAUCAUCGGUCGGACCAUACUUACUCCCAUCAGAAGCUCAGUCUUUCCAACCACAAUGGGAAAUAAAGCCAGAACAAGCAUGGAGCGAGGGUCCAUGGGGAAGCAAUGGUGUGAUCGUCGACGCCAUAAAGACUUACCAUAUGGGUGUGGCUCUCGCAACACGGCAGACUCCAUUCGCUUUGCUGAAGUCUGAUAAUGGGGCGGCAGUUCUUGUGAAGAUUGUUGAUGCAAAGCUUCCGGGGGGUAAACAGAUGCUUGUGCCUGCAACAGCAGAAGACUUGAGAAUCGGUGGAAAAAUAAUCCUUGGAUCUGAAGAAAAUUCCAAUGAACCGCAGGUAAUAGACGUGGAAUCCACACCAGACAACGGCGCUGUUCAAAUCCGAGUGCCAGUGGUGGCGACCGUCAUCCCGAAGGUCAAGCCGGGAGGCAGGCUGCAGCUGUCUGUGGAAGAACCGCACUAUGAGUACCAUACUGACAUGUCUUCCGAUGCUGGGGAGCCGAAUCUGGGUCCAUGUUCUAGCUAUUCUUCUUCGGCAGUGGCGGGCGCGUUGCCAUGCUUGGAACCCUUGCAGCGUGCGGAGGACACUGGAUUUGAUGAGCAGAACUUGAGAUCUGGUGACCAUUUGUGUGCGCCAUCGCCGCCUCUGGACUUCAUUUCUCUUGAUCUUUUUGAACCUAUGGGCUGCAUUCCAUUGGGCCCUCAAAUUACAACCGUGGACAGCAUUGACCAGUCUCCACCAUCGGACGAUUCUGACAUAUUUAUUGGGAAUUUUGAGGAAAGUAUCCCGCUGUCUGACUCGGACUAAAAGAAGAUCAUUUUUAUUUUUGCAUGCACGUUAAAUACGAAUAAAGUUUUAACAAUACAUAUAUGUGAAGUUUAGUGAUAAGCUAAGUUUUUUGUUGUUUUCAAAUAAAUGAUUUUGGU
Molecule: messenger RNA, 2104 nt
Organism: Maniola jurtina (meadow brown)
Lineage: Eukaryota; Metazoa; Arthropoda; Insecta; Lepidoptera; Nymphalidae
Product: zinc finger protein 205-like
Exons: 16
Coding region: 99-1985 (628 amino acids)
Biological process (GO): embryonic hindgut morphogenesis; embryo development; regulation of transcription by RNA polymerase II
Cellular component (GO): nucleus
Molecular function (GO): DNA-binding transcription factor activity, RNA polymerase II-specific; RNA polymerase II transcription regulatory region sequence-specific DNA binding
Source: RefSeq, a predicted model, not a curated record